AUAGCAGCGCCCGGUCCCGCCCCGGCCCCCGCCUCAGGGCGCUCUCCGCACGCCGGCUGGCUGCCCGGGCCUCGGCCGGCACCCACCCUCCAGCCCGGGAUCGGAGCCCGCUCCCACCGCCACGAUUAGGGAAGCCUUGGCCCGAGGCCCCGCGGAGUGAGCAGCAUGUGGCACCCUGCAGCCUGCCCAGUACUCUUCUGUCUGCUGCUCUGCCCCCCCAGGAGGCCCUGACGCCCUGGGGCACUUCUGUUGUGCACAGGACUACGUGGGGGUUUGCCAUGGUGACAUAAAGGGGCACAGGGGAAGGAAGGAGCGCAACCAGCCUGUGGACUGCGCCCCUGGCUGGGAGGAAGGGCCAGGGGCCCGGAUCCUCCACUCCCACUGCCCACUGAGGACCUUGCUUGCUAAGUCUCUGUGAAUUUGUUGGUCAGUAGACAACUCUUGGGUUUCCUCUUGUGUUGGGCCUUGGGGUGGCCAGGGCAGGCCGAGCCUCCGGUGGCCCAGGUCUCGGGGGCCAGGAUGCCCUCCCUGGCGCGUCUCCGCAGGCUAUGUCGGCACGUGUCCCCGCAGGCUGUCCUGUUCCUGCUGUUCAUCUUCUGCCUGUUCAGUGUCUUUGUCUCGGCCUACUACCUGUAUGGCUGGAAGCGGGGCCUGGAGCCCUCGGCGGAAGCUGCCGAGCCUGACAGCGGGGACCCGCCACCUGUGGCCCCCAGCCGCCUGCUGCCACUCAAGCCCAUGCAGGCGGCUGCCCCUUCCCGCACGGACCCGCUGGUGCUGGUGUUUGUGGAGAGCCUGUACUCGCAGCUGGGCCAGGAGGUGGUGGCCAUCCUGGAGUCCAGUCGCUUCAAGUACCGCACUGAGAUUGCCCCGGGCAAAGGUGACAUGCCCACGCUCACCGACAAGGGCCGUGGCCGCUUCGCCCUUGUCAUCUAUGAGAACAUCCUCAAGUACGUCAACCUGGACUCCUGGAACCGGGAGCUGCUGGACAAGUACUGUGUGGCCUACGGCGUGGGCAUCAUCGGCUUCUUCAAGGCCAACGAGAACAGCCUGCUGAGCGCGCAGCUCAAGGGCUUCCCCCUGUUCCUGCACUCGAACCUGGGCCUGAAGGACUGCAGUAUCAACCCCAAGUCCCCUCUGCUCUACGUGACGAGGCCCAGCGAGGUGGAGAAGGGUGUGUUGCCGGGCGAGGACUGGACGGUGUUCCAGUCGAACCACUCCACCUAUGAGCCGGUGCUGUUGGCCAAGACGCGCUCGUCCGAGUCCAUCCCACACCUGGGCGCAGACGCUGGCCUGCACGCUGCGCUGCACGCCACGGUGGUCCAGGACCUGGGCCUCCACGACGGCAUCCAGCGCGUGCUGUUCGGCAACAACCUCAACUUCUGGCUGCACAAGCUCGUCUUUGUCGACGCCGUGGCCUUCCUCACUGGCAAGCGCCUGUCGCUGCCUUUGGAGCGCUACAUCCUGGUGGACAUCGACGACAUCUUUGUGGGCAAGGAGGGCACACGCAUGAAGGUGGAGGACGUGAAGGCCCUGUUUGACACACAGAAUGAACUCCGCACACACAUCCCUAAUUUCACCUUCAACAUGGGCUACUCAGGGAAAUUCUUCCACACAGGUACCGACGCCGAGGACGCGGGCGAUGACCUGCUGCUGUCCUAUGUGAAGGAGUUCUGGUGGUUCCCCCACAUGUGGAGCCACAUGCAGCCCCACCUCUUCCACAACCAGUCAGUGCUGGCUGAGCAGAUGGCCCUGAACAAGAAGUUCGCUGUCGAGCAUGGCAUUCCCACCGACAUGGGGUACGCGGUGGCACCUCACCACUCGGGUGUGUACCCUGUGCACGUGCAGCUGUAUGAGGCCUGGAAGCAGGUGUGGGGCAUCCGCGUGACGAGCACGGAGGAGUAUCCUCACCUGAAGCCGGCCCGCUACCGCCGUGGCUUCAUCCACAAUGGCAUCAUGGUCCUCCCCCGGCAGACCUGUGGCCUCUUCACACAUACCAUCUUCUACAACGAGUACCCAGGGGGCUCUGGUGAGCUGGACAAGAUCAUCAAUGGGGGCGAGCUCUUCCUCACCGUGCUCCUCAACCCUAUCAGCAUCUUCAUGACACACCUGUCCAACUAUGGCAAUGACCGCCUGGGCCUAUACACCUUCAAGCACCUGGUGCACUUCCUGCACUCCUGGACCAACCUCCGGCUGCAGACACUACCCCCUGUGCAGCUGGCUCAGAAGUAUUUCCAGAUCUUCUCUGAGGAGAAGGACCCUCUCUGGCAGGACCCGUGUGAGGACAAGCGCCACAAAGACAUCUGGUCUAAGGAGAAGACAUGUGACCGCUUCCCAAAGCUUCUCAUCAUUGGCCCUCAGAAAACAGGCACCACAGCCCUCUACCUGUUCCUGGGCAUGCACCCCGACCUCAGCAGCAACUACCCCAGCUCCGAGACAUUUGAGGAAAUCCAGUUUUUUAAUGGCCACAACUAUCACAAAGGCAUCGACUGGUACAUGGAGUUUUUCCCUAUCCCCUCCAACACCACCUCUGAUUUCUACUUUGAGAAAAGCGCCAACUACUUUGAUUCAGAAGUGGCACCCCGGCGGGCAGCUGCCCUGUUGCCCAAGGCUAAGGUCCUGACCAUCCUCAUCAACCCAGCCGACCGGGCCUAUUCCUGGUACCAGCAUCAGAGAGCGCAUGACGACCCAGUGGCCCUGAAGUACACGUUCCACGAGGUGAUCACAGCGGGGCCUGACGCAUCUCCGAAGCUCCGUGCCCUCCAGAACCGCUGCCUGGUCCCGGGCUGGUACGCCACCCACAUCGAGCGCUGGCUCAGCGCCUUCCAUGCCAACCAGAUUCUAGUCUUGGAUGGCAAGCUGCUGCGAACAGAACCUGCCAAAGUGAUGGACACAGUGCAAAAGUUCCUUGGAGUGACAAACACCAUUGAUUACCACAAAACCUUGGCGUUUGAUCCAAAGAAAGGAUUUUGGUGCCAGCUGCUUGAAGGAGGAAAAACCAAGUGUCUGGGCAAAAGCAAGGGCCGGAAGUACCCUGAGAUGGACUUGGAUUCCCGCGCCUUCCUAAAGGACUAUUACCGGGACCACAAUGUUGAGCUUUCCAAGCUGCUGUACAAAAUGGGCCAGACUCUGCCCACCUGGCUGCGGGAGGACCUCCAGAACACCAGGUAGCCAUGGCUACCACAGCCUGAGGAAUGCUUGUGAUGGCAGGGACGUCCCGUCGCACGCUGAGCCAGACUGACCGGCAGAGUGGGGAGCCGGGUCUGGGCUGGCCGAGCACUUACGAGCAAUACUCCGCUAAGGCCCGGGCAGGGCCACGAGCGCCUCCGGUCAUCCAGUGUUGAGCCUGCGGCUUGUGGGGCCUCCGGAGGUCCGUUCUGUUCACAGCCUUUCAUGGGAGGCCACUUCCUGUUGGUGGGAGGCCACUUCCUGGUAGGAGGAAGUCCGUCAGACUCUUCUGUCCCUCACUGUGCUCUACCAACCUUACUCUCCCUUCAUCCCAUUGUCCCCUGCCCCAGCAGGGUUUCCCUCAGUAUUAGCUGCCAUGUUUUCCCUGUCCUCCAGACAGCAAGGGAGAAAAGCCCAGAUGGGUCUUUUGCCAAACCAGGGAGAGAGACUGGACAUUUCCCUGACCAUUUCGAGCCAGACCCUUUGGAGGGGUCAGCUGGAUACCUGGGACAGGCAUCAGACUGACCAAGAUGGUGGCCACCUGCCAAGAAGGUCAAAUCUGCUCACACCUUCCCACCUCACCUUCCCUUUUGGGGAGGGAGUCAUUGGUUCCGACAGUAUCCACCCGGUCCUCAAGGCCUCCCCAGGCCCUGGGGUACUGCCAUGCCAUUUGGACCUAGAGAUCCAGGCUUCCCUCCUACCCCUUUCACCCUGGGAUACAACGUGUGUGGUGUUUCCUGUGGUAAAAGACUUAGGCGGUUCAGGAGUCUGCCAGUAUACACGUUCCAAUGUACAUACGUGUCCCCAGGCCCCCGGCCGUGGCCCCCACGGCACUGGGCAGAGCGGGUGAGACUAUUUCCACUGCUGUGCUCCAGCAACCUGUGGCCAAGGGUUCCUGGAGACCCCCCCUAACCUCCCCAAUACUAAGAAGCUAAAGUAUUUUAAUAUUUUGGUUUUUUUUUUCUGGUGCCAGAGUUUAUACCCUGGGUGCUGGGGUCGCACUGUGUUUUAUAUAUAUGUAUAUAUGUAUGUGUAUAUUCGCACGUAUACACACACAUAUAUAAUGUGUAUAUAUAUAUAUAUAUUAUAUUUUUUUGGUUGGGUUUGUUUUUAAUUCAGUUGUACAAAUGGUGGCAGUGUGUCGUGUCCCAGUGCCGGAGCGGGAGGUGAAGAGGUGGGGAGGUGUGUCUCCGUGUGUUUCUGGAGGCCGAGUGGAACUGUCCUCUGGAGACCUCUGUCCGUCUCCCGUGGCUGUCCUGGGGCUGCCCCAUGUGAACAGAGGUGGUGACAGGUGCACAGGGAAGAUUACUCGCGCCAGGAAAUGCGGCUGCGUGAAGCCUAGGAACCCAGGGCAAUUUUGGCCAAAGGAAACAGCCAGGCUGGGGUAGGACCCAGGGCCCACAGCUGGCCCAUCCCCCUCCCCUCACAUGGUGCUAGGUUGGGAGCUGCCCGGGCGCUGGGAGGCCCACCGAGACCCCUACGGCCGCUCCAGGCUGCCCUGCAGACAGCAGGGUCCCUGGGCUGUUUCUGGUUGGGAUCUGCUCCUUCCCUCUUUUUAACAAUGUGAAGUAAUAAGGCCGGGGUGCCUCUCCCCAGCCCCUUCCCACCACCAGUUCAUUUUCGAGCUGACACCCAGGGACUCCUGUCUGGAGAGCCUUGUCUUGUUCAGAAGCUUUAGCAUCCUGCGGCUGGAAGGGUCCUCUGACAGGUUUGGAAACAGGUCCCGAAAGAGGCUGCCUGGGCCAGCGGCAUGGAGCUGGUUGGGAGUGGGCCGAGAGUUGAACCUGAAGCUCCUGAGUCAGAGUCCUGUGCUCUUCUUCCAGUGCCACACUGCCUCUGAGCCCGUCUCUGGGUCCCACCUGUGCCAGGUUCCUGCCCCUCCCUCGGUCACACCCUUGGUCAUUCCAGGACAUGGGGACAAACCACUCCUUGCUAGCCAGGGUGCCUUCGAGCCUUCUCAGCUCCAGAUCUGCAUUUACAUCCCUACCUUCGCUCGCCUGCCUCCGCGGUCCUCCCAAACUGCAGGGCCUGGAUCUGUCUCAGCUCUGAACCGAUCCUCUCUUCCCACAUUCUCCAUCAGGAUGGAGACAAAAGUCAGAAGCUCAAUGGUUGGAUGGUUUCCUGUGGUCGCGCUGCCUGUGAGGAAAGUGGUCUUUCCUGGAGUGCCCCUAGCAGUGCUGUCAAGCCUAGAACCUGGGUAGGGUCAGCUCACAGUGCAUAGGGAGCCCAGUACCUCCUCACACGCUUGUGAAGAUCCGCCUGCACUGUGGAGCCCGGCUCCAGCGUGGGCGACCCGGGUGCAGAGCCCAGGCCUCUGUCCACCUGUCAGCGAGGCCUGGGCUGCGUGACGCCUGAGGACCUACCAAAUUGCAUUCUGACAUCUGCCAGGUAGCUCUCUGCUUCUGGCCCAGGGAGGGAGCAGACAGGUUGGAAACCCUGUGGGAGCAGAGAAUAUACUGAGGACUGUUGUCCAGGCUCUUCUUGGGGGGCUGGCACUUCACCUGCCACACGUCCUUAUGUGUCUGGUCAUGACGACUUCACCCCUUCCCACGACCCAUUGUCUGUUGGACACCCACAGUUGGGACCUGCAGGUGUUGGGAGGAAGAGAGAGAUGCCCCUUUGGGGCUCUGUGGCUGAGCACAUGGAUGCCCCUCACAGGAGAAAAACAGGGUCAGUGGGUGCGGUAACAUCUUUAGAGGUCACCAAUGCACUAUCAGUGGUUGGCCAGAAAACUUACACACACACACACACACACACACACACAC
Molecule: messenger RNA, 5930 nt
Organism: Condylura cristata (star-nosed mole)
Lineage: Eukaryota; Metazoa; Chordata; Mammalia; Eulipotyphla; Talpidae
Gene: NDST1
Product: N-deacetylase/N-sulfotransferase (heparan glucosaminyl) 1
Exons: 15
Coding region: 520-3168 (882 amino acids)
Cellular component (GO): Golgi apparatus
Molecular function (GO): deacetylase activity; heparan sulfate N-sulfotransferase activity
Source: RefSeq, a predicted model, not a curated record